Messenger RNA from Cucurbita maxima (winter squash), 3017 nucleotides. Its product is annotated as transcription factor GTE8. Gene Ontology annotation, molecular function: protein binding. NCBI's taxonomy places the organism in Eukaryota, Viridiplantae, Streptophyta, Magnoliopsida, Cucurbitales, Cucurbitaceae. The record is from RefSeq and is a predicted model, not a curated record. Bases 448 to 2682 code for a protein of 744 amino acids. The transcript has 11 exons.
UAGUAGACUAGAGAGUGUGGGCGUCGCACUUUCUCUCUCUUCUCUCUCUCUCUAGGUUUUCGACGCGCAUUCUUUUUUCUUCUUCGAUCUUCGAUUUCGACUUCGACUUCGAUUGGCGUUGUUUUUCUGCAAGUUUUCUCGGAUUUGAGGUUUGGAUGUUCUGCUUGCAUCCUUCAUUUGUGUUUCAAGUUCGAUUUCAAGUUGUGGGGUUCAGUGACGGGUUCUGAUCUACGCUUUUCGAUUGGGGUUUUCUCGGGUUUUUAGUUGUUGGGGUGUUCUUGCGAUUCAGGCCUGUGCGAGGGGUUUUGUUUCGUGGAGCUGUUGGGAUUUACUCGCUAGUUCGUGAAGCGACUGAGGUGUAUGAUUACGUGCUGAAUUAGUGACUGUAUUCUUGAAGAAGCAGAAUUUAUCCAAGGCGCUGCUGAAGCAGGAGGGUGGUUCAUAUAAAUGGAUAUGAGGACGGAAAAGAAUAUCAGAUACCCGGAAAGAUACUAUGGCCAUAGUUCCUUUCGUACUGGUGAAUCAGAGGGCUCUGGAAGCUCGGGAAGAAUUGAUCCUGAAAUUGCUGCUUCAGAAGUUUCUAGUACCCCAAUGAGGAGAUGUAUCAGUUUUAAUUCUGAAAGUUGUGAAGGUUUGCAAGUUCCCACUCGAGUUCUUCCCUUGACAAACUUAUUGCAGUCUGAGAGGAAGGACUUGAUUUAUAGAUUGAGAAAAGAACUUGAACAGAUUCAGACCCUCGGAAAGAGAGUAGAAUUGCUUAGAACGAAUAGUUUUACAGUAUCGUCUUCGAGUGAUAUUCUUAGCUGUAGCAAUGGACGCGAUGGGCCAUCAGCUGAAUACAUUAUGAAUACCUCAAAUUUGACUUCUGGGAAACAAAAGAAAUCUAAUGUUCCAAGCCAGAAGAAAGGGCAAGGAAGCAGACAGGUUGCUUCAGGUAGAGGUGAGUCUACCGUGCAAGCGUCUGUUUCCAACAUCACCAAUGCUACUUCAGCAGCUUUGAUGAAACAAUGUGAACAACUUUUGAAAAGGUUAAUGUCGCACCAGUAUGCCUGGGUAUUCAACAUGCCUGUUGAUGUAGUGAAGUUAAAUCUCCCUGAUUAUUUCACGGUUAUUAAGCAUCCAAUGGAUCUGGGAACCGUGAAGUCCAAGUUAUCUUCUGGAGCAUACUCAAGUCCACUGGAUUUUCUUGCUGAUGUGAAGCUUACUUUCUCCAAUGCAAUGACUUACAACCCCCCUGGAAAUGAUGUGCAUAUUAUGGCUGAUGUUCUCAAUUCAUAUUUUGAUAUGAGAUGGAAGGCUAUUGAGAAGAAACUGCCCAAAACUGAUGGUCAUGCAUUGCCAUCAAAGUCUAGACCUCGGGAAGCUGUUGAGACUGUUAAGCACACGCCUCAAAAAAAGAUGAAAGUUGCUUCUAGGCCCCAAGAAGUUACACCCAUACCCACCAAGCGUGUGAUGACAGACGAAGAAAAGCUAAAUCUGGGGAGAGAGCUGGAGUCGCUGUUAGGAGAAUUGCCCAUGCAUAUAAUUGACUUCUUGAGAGAGUAUAGCUCUGGUGGAAGGGAAUCCGGAGAAGAAGAUUUUGAGGUUAACAUUGAUGAUCUCAGUGAUGAUACACUUUUCAAAUUGCGGAAGCUUCUAGAUGAUCAUUUUCAGGAAAAACAAAAGAAUAAUGCCGGUGCUGAACCUUGUGUGAUUGAGUUGCAGAUGCUGAAUGACUCCGGAGUAAGCAACUCAUCAAUGCAACCAUCUAAAGGGAGUGGGCCAAUUGAUGAGGAUAUGAAUGUUGGUGGGCAUGAAGCUCCGGUUUCAAGCUGUGCUCCUUUAGAGAUAGAGAAAGGUGCUGCUGACAUCAAAUGCACGAUCUCAAGAAAUUCAAAGGAUUCGGAUAUUUCUAGUUAUGAAAAUGAUUCCGAGUGUGACAAAGCUUCAAUCCGAGUGCACAAACAGCAGGUUCCAGAAACCAUUGGCUCCGAAGGUCCUAUGAUUGAAGCUACUACUUCGGAUGGACCUCUUGAAAGGAAUCAAUUUGAAGGUGGCUACGAACAACUUGAGCAGACUUCAGGCAAGCCUAGUUCUACCGAGUCAGAUUGCAAUCAGGAUGGUAACUACUCUGAUAAACGUGUCUCUCCUGAGAGGCUUUACCGGGCUGCUCUUCUGAAGAACCGAUUUGCCGACACAAUUUUAAGAGCUAAAGAAAAGACGAUGACACAGGGUGACAAGGGUGAUCCCGAGAAGUUGCGACGGGAGAGGGAAGAACUGGAACUGGAGCAGAGGAAAGAAAAAGCACGACUGCAAGCAGAAGCCAAGACUGCACAAGAUGCACAAAGAAGAGCUGAAGCAGAAGCUGCAGCCGAAGCUAAACGAAAGAGGGAGCUCGACAGAGAAGCAGCACGACAGGCGUUGCUGCAGAUAGAGAAAACUGUUAUAAUAGAUGAGAACUCCCAAUUCCUGGAAGACUGGGAGAUGCUCAAAGCUGCUCCAACCGAGCAGUUACCAAGCUCGGUUGACGAAACAAGCCCCGAUCACUCACAAGACGGUCUGGGUAGUUUCAAAUUUGUAGGGAGCAAUCCAUUGGAACAACUGGGUUUGUUCAUAAAAGCAGAUGAAGAGGACGAGGAGAUCGAGCCGAAUUACAUAUCUUCGAACGCUAUAAAAGAUGUAGAAGAAGGUGAAAUUGAUUAGGGAGUGUGAUGUUGGGAACUCAUGAUAGAACUGAUGAUCAUCAAGGCUAAUGAAUAGAAGAAUAUUUCCUUUUGAGUGAAGAAAUUGGUGUUCCUUUCCUCAUGAUGAUCAUUGAUUAUAUUUAUAUUUUAGGAAGAAGUUAGGAUAGAAGUGGGCAGUGUUGUUCCUGAUUGAUUUGGUUACAGAAUCGAAGCCAUCAUUUAGAAAGUGCUUCUGAUUUGGUUUGGAAACGAGCAGUGUUCUUUAUCUGUAUUGUGUGUUGUACAUUGAGAUAACUUCAAAACAUACACAUAUGGGUCUGUGAAUGAAAACAGGACUUUUAGUUUUAGCACCAA